Pongo pygmaeus (Bornean orangutan) is the source of this 1522-nucleotide messenger RNA. RefSeq names its product thioredoxin domain containing 9 (gene TXNDC9). NCBI's taxonomy places the organism in Eukaryota, Metazoa, Chordata, Mammalia, Primates, Hominidae. The record is from RefSeq and is a predicted model, not a curated record. Bases 184 to 864 code for a protein of 226 amino acids. The transcript is spliced from 5 exons.
AGGUGAUAUCGCGCGAGGUUCGCAGCCAAUAAAGAGGCGGAUGUGACGGCCUGUUUGCGGCCGCCGGCGGCUACUGCAAGGCGAAAGCUGGGGUGGACGUGUCUUUUGAAACUGCUGCUCUUUCACUUCUUAGGCAUCACCGAGAGCUCAGCACCCAGGCUGAACUCUGUACCAUUUGGAAGAAUGGAAGCUGAUGCAUCUGUUGACAUGUUUUCCAAAGUCCUGGAGCAUCAGCUGCUUCAGACUACCAAACUGGUGGAAGAACAUUUGGAUUCUGAAAUUCAAAAACUGGAUCAGAUGGAUGAGGAUGAAUUGGAACGCCUUAAAGAAAAGAGACUCCAGGCAUUAAGGAAAGCUCAACAGCAGAAACAAGAAUGGCUUUCUAAAGGACAUGGGGAAUACAGAGAAAUCCCUAGCGAAAGAGAAUUUUUUCAAGAAGUCAAGGAGAGUGAAAAUGUGGUUUGCCAUUUCUACAGAGACUCCACAUUCAGGUGUAAAAUACUAGACAGACAUCUGGCGAUAUUGUCCAAGAAACACCUCGAGACCAAAUUUUUGAAGCUGAAUGUGGAAAAAGCACCUUUCCUUUGUGAGAGACUGCGUAUCAAAGUCAUUCCCACAUUAGCACUGCUAAAAGAUGGGAAAACACAAGAUUAUGUUGUUGGGUUUACUGACCUAGGAAAUACAGAUGACUUCACCACAGAAACUUUAGAAUGGAGGCUCGGUUCUUCUGACAUUCUUAAUUACAGUGGAAAUUUAAUGGAGCCACCAUUUCAGAACCAAAAGAAAUUUGGAACAAACUUCACAAAGCUGGAAAAGAAAACUAUCCGAGGAAAGAAAUAUGAUUCAGACUCUGAUGAUGAUUAGAGCUCAAUAAUUCUUUGUAAAUUGUCUUUUUUUUCCUGCUUCAGAUUUAAAUGUGUUUUUAAAAUUCUAUUAAUGUCUAUACAUUGGUCAUCUAAAUACUCAUAUUCUCGAGUUUUAUACAGUUGUAUCACAUCGAAAGGUGUCUUUACUACUUUCUGUGUGGCCAUCAUGUUUAAGUUGAGGAAAACUCAGUUCUUAAAUUAUCUGGGAAGGGUCUGGGUUCUCUAUUUUUGAGAUUGACUUUAUCACAAUAUGAUUCUUACAUCUUUAUACCAUUUACAAUUGUGUUUUAGAUCUACAGAGUUAGAAAUUCAAAAACUAUUCCAGGACUAAUUCUUAAUCGGCAUUAUUUAUACAAGAGGUCAAGUAACAUUUACUAGUGCAAUACUGCACUUGUAAAUGAAUUAUAAACACUCUUCUGGAAUAUAUUUAAAUAACCAUUAAGGAACUGCUUAUUUAUUCUGGACACUGCAUGUUGAUGUUGAAUCAACUGAUGCCAGCAGAAAGCUAUUUUGAUUUGUGAACAUACUGCCUUAUUUAAAGGGUCCUGAUUGCUUGUAUUUUAAGACAUUGAUUAAAAAGAAACCAGGAAACACUUUUGAAAUAACAGCAUAAGGAACUUCACUGUCUCUGCUCAAUAAAACACCUGUAACUGGAA